AUUCUAAACCAAUAAUACAACGAAUUGAGAUCACAUGAUCAUACCGUAUAAAUACCGGAUGCCCGGAUGCCAGACAGAACGUAACGAAGGAAGAUUUAGUGAGAAGACGCCUUGUUAUUUUAUUGCGCACAUUUUAACUAACAACAAAGAACAAUGCAGAUCUUUGUGAAAACCCUGACUGGAAAAACCAUAACACUUGAGGUCGAGCCAUCUGACACUAUUGAAAAUGUCAAGGCCAAAAUUCAGGACAAAGAGGGAAUUCCCCCAGACCAGCAGAGAUUGAUCUUCGCUGGGAAGCAGUUAGAAGAUGGUCGCACACUGUCCGACUACAAUAUCCAGAAGGAAUCCACACUUCACUUGGUUCUGCGUUUGAGAGGAGGAAUGCAGAUCUUCGUCAAGACCCUCACAGGAAAAACCAUUACUCUUGAGGUGGAACCAUCCGACACAAUUGAAAAUGUCAAAGCUAAAAUCCAGGAUAAGGAGGGAAUUCCCCCAGACCAACAGAGAUUGAUCUUUGCCGGUAAACAGUUGGAAGAUGGCCGUACACUCUCUGACUACAAUAUUCAGAAGGAAUCCACACUCCACUUGGUUCUGCGUUUAAGAGGAGGAAUGCAAAUUUUCGUCAAGACCCUCACAGGAAAAACCAUUACAUUGGAAGUAGAACCCUCUGACACUAUUGAAAAUGUCAAAGCCAAAAUUCAGGACAAAGAAGGAAUUCCCCCAGACCAACAGAGAUUGAUCUUCGCAGGAAAACAGCUGGAAGAUGGCCGCACACUUUCUGACUACAAUAUCCAGAAAGAAUCAACUCUCCAUCUAGUACUUCGUCUUAGAGGAGGAAUGCAAAUCUUCGUCAAGACUCUAACUGGGAAAACCAUUACAUUGGAAGUAGAACCCUCUGACACUAUUGAAAAUGUGAAGGCCAAAAUUCAGGACAAAGAAGGAAUUCCCCCAGACCAGCAGAGAUUGAUCUUUGCUGGAAAACAGCUGGAAGAUGGCCGCACACUUUCCGACUACAAUAUCCAGAAAGAAUCGACUCUCCAUCUAGUACUUCGUCUUAGAGGAGGAAUGCAGAUCUUUGUCAAGACUCUCACAGGAAAAACCAUUACACUAGAGGUGGAACCCUCUGACACUAUCGAGAAUGUCAAAGCUAAAAUCCAAGACAAAGAAGGAAUUCCCCCAGACCAACAGAGAUUGAUCUUUGCCGGAAAACAGCUGGAAGAUGGCCGUACACUCUCUGACUACAAUAUUCAGAAGGAAUCCACACUUCACUUGGUUCUGCGUUUAAGAGGAGGAAUGCAAAUCUUUGUCAAGACUCUAACUGGGAAAACCAUUACAUUAGAAGUAGAACCCUCUGACACUAUUGAAAAUGUCAAGGCCAAAAUUCAGGACAAAGAAGGAAUCCCCCCAGACCAACAGAGAUUGAUCUUUGCCGGUAAACAGCUGGAAGAUGGCCGCACGCUGUCCGAUUACAAUAUCCAGAAGGAAUCCACACUUCACUUGGUUCUGCGUCUGAGAGGAGGAUUUUGAACUUGGAGUAUUUUAACUUGUAACAUAUUAAGUAAUAUUUAUAAAAAGACUUGAGAAAUGUUUUUAUCAAUGUUUAAUGCCAUCUGAAAAUUAUGCCUAUUAAAAGUUUACAACAUAAAA
Messenger RNA from Saccostrea cuccullata (small rock oyster), 1647 nucleotides. Its product is annotated as polyubiquitin-C. Lineage: Eukaryota; Metazoa; Mollusca; Bivalvia; Ostreida; Ostreidae. Gene Ontology annotation, cellular component: cytoplasm; nucleus. The record is from RefSeq and is a predicted model, not a curated record. Gene Ontology annotation, molecular function: RNA binding; ubiquitin protein ligase binding; protein tag activity. Gene Ontology annotation, biological process: modification-dependent protein catabolic process; protein ubiquitination. The transcript is spliced from 2 exons. Bases 154 to 1527 code for a protein of 457 amino acids.